Messenger RNA from Anolis carolinensis (green anole), 5190 nucleotides. Its product is annotated as amine sulfotransferase. Gene Ontology annotation, molecular function: sulfotransferase activity. Lineage: Eukaryota; Metazoa; Chordata; Lepidosauria; Squamata; Anolidae. Gene Ontology annotation, cellular component: cytoplasm. The record is from RefSeq and is a predicted model, not a curated record. Gene Ontology annotation, biological process: sulfation.
GUCGAUGAAGGUUUUGUGGCCAUGGUAAACUACUCUGUGUAGCUUGAUCAGCUACUUAGCACAAGUGUUGGUUAUUAAUGACUUUGAUUCAGAAACCCGGAAUGUAAUAUAUUCAGAUUUAGGAAUGAAGGCUGAAACUUGUACACUCUUUAUAAAAACAUAUGUUUUAUAACCAUUUUCCCUGCUUAUUUGGCUUCAAGAAACAAUAAAUUGGAUGCAUGAUCAAUGUUUUGUAUCUCAUUUGAUUUGACCUGAACUACACUAUAACCCAUGACUUACCCAACCCACGUGUUCAUUUUUGGCAAGAAAGAGAAAUUUAACAAUGUUUUGUACAGUCCUUGCACAAUCCUUACAAAACUUGUACAAUCCUUACAAAAAUAUGUCUUGUUUUAUAACUUUUUAGUUUAUUUAGUUUGAAAAAGCAGUAAACUGGAUGCAUGCCCAAUUUACUGACUGAGCGUUUGAUUUGUCCUGAAUUACACAACUCCUGACUCCUCUGACUCCUGUGUUCAUUCUUGGCAGGAAAGAGGAACUCUAGUGUUUGUGUACAGCAGUUUAUGUAAUGAUAGAGCAGCUUAUGUAAUGAUUUACCAGAAUCCAACCCUCUAUUUAAAUAUUGAAAUUUACACUCCCUAAAAUAUACUGUUAAACAGCUGGUUUGUUGGAAAACUACAAAAUCAGUUUUGAUAAUUGAAAAGUCCAAGCAACAGAAUAUACUUUGCUGACUUAUUUAACAAAACUCAGGAGGUAGAAGAACUAUUGCCAUUUUUUCUAUUGUCCUGUCACUAGCAUUAGCAAUGGAGUCAUUAGAUAAGUACUUGGUGAAAUACAAAGGAUACUAUUUUAUGCAAAAUAUGGUUACCCCUGAAUACAUUGAUUCCUUGGAAGAUUUUGAAAUCCUGGACAGUGAUGUAUUUCUGGUCACUUUCCCAAAAUCAGGAACAGUAUGGACACAGAAUAUUUUGAGCUUGAUUUAUCAUGAAGGUCAUCGAAAUGGGACUGAAGACAUGGAACGCCCAUCACCACGUCUCUUUUCCAGCCAUCUGCCCUAUUAUUUAAUGCCAAAGGGAUUAAAGAAUGGGAGAGGAAAAGUUAUUUAUGUGGCCAGAAACCCAAAAGAUGUCUUGGUCUCCUACUAUCAUUUCUCCAAAGUUUCUGUCCUACUUGAAGAAGUUGAAGACUUUGAAAUUAUUAUGGAGAAGUUUUUGGCUGGAAAAGUGAUGGGUAAUCUAUGGCUAGAUCAUAUCGAAGGCUGGUAUGCUCAGAGAGAAAACAUGAAUAUUCUCUUCCUUAUGUAUGAAGACAUGAAGAAGGAUCUGAAAAGCACUGUAUUGAAAAUAUGCGACUUCCUAGGAAAGAGACUGACUGAAGAAGAGAUAGAUGAUGUUGUGGAUAAGGCUUCAUUUGGCAAAAUGAGUGUGGAUCGCAGAACCAAUUAUACCACCAUGCCUCCUGAUAUCCUAGAUUUCAGCAAAGGACGCUUUCUGCGCAAAGGUACAGUUGGAGACUGGAAAAACAUAAUGACAGUUGCACAGAAUGAAAGGUUUGACAGUGUUUUCAAGGAACGAAUGGAAAAGCUGCCCUUCAAGUUCUGCUGGGAUAUCAAGGAUGAAUUAUGAACAAGGAUGGACAAACCUGCCUCUUUUGCUUUGUACAGAUUUUUUAAAAAAUUGAUGAAACCACAGAUCUGUUUCCACUCGUUUUCAAAUCAAUUUGCAAAUUUCAGGGGAUGGAUAACAUGAAGAUGGUUUGAAUAUCCAGAUUCUAAAAUAUACACAUUUUAAUUAUUUUUUUAUUCAGAAAUAAAUGGGGAUAGACAAAAACAAUACAAAAAAGCAUUUUUAUAAUAUACAAAACCAAAACUACUUCUUCUAACACUACUAAAUCUGAGACAAUUACUCUAACAUGGAACAUCCCUAAAGUAAUAAACACAGAUUAGACACACAGGUAAUUAUGACUAUUCUAGGAACUUCACACUCGUUGUCUAUUGAUUUUUCCUCCUUGUUUUUCUAAUAUUUGAAAAUAACAUUCUAUGUCCACAUUUCUAUUUUUAAUAACACUUCUAUACUUCAUAAGUCCAAUAGUUGAAGUUUGUACACACUGUAGGCAAGGGAUAAUUAAGUCCAAAUCUUUCUUAAAGUUGCUAAGGGAUUUCUCCUUAGGAGAAAUCCCAAAAGACACACAUUUUUAAAGAGAACAGGUAAGCAUGGGAGAAUUUUAAAUCUUCUGUUUUGUAAGAUACAUUUCUUCAUGUGCAAAAUUCUGUAUUUUUUUUUUUAUCAGAGACAACAGUCAGAUCAUUGCCAUAUUUAGGGAAAUGGCAAUGGAUAGCAAGAUAAUUGCAUUAAGGAAUGUGAAUUGGAUGAUAACCUAUAAAAUAACUAAAGAAAUUUCUUCUCAGUGACUAAUGCAGAAGCAGGAAUCGAUUAAACUUUUUCUAUUUGGUAUGAUAUUCAGUGCAUUGCAAAAUAUUAUGUUACGUUCAUGAAAGAUUAAUUUCGUUAUGGAUUUUGUAUUGUUUCCAAAAUUUAAAUCUCAUGAGAUUCUAUAACAAAGUGAAAUUUCUCCAUGAUUACUCAACACUUUUAAUCCAUACAGCUUAGAAACAAGGAUGACCCAAAAAAACCUUAACAUAAUUAAAAACCUUAAAAUAAGUAAGCAUUAUUAUUUUGUUAUUACACUGACACAUUCCUUCUCUUCUCAAGUAUUCUCUUGAUGCCUUUAGAAAAGAAUUUUCUGCAGCAAAUUGGAGCUUUUGAAAAUGGAUUUAUAGCAGCAGUGUAGAUGCAGGAGUAAGGAAUUUGUUUUAAAAAUCACUGAGUAAACUACAGAUUUAAAAACAAGAGCUUGUGCAUUUGAUACAAUGGGCAGUUGGUUUUAAGAGAGUUUUUCAUAUUGUUUUAAGUGUUAUUUAUUUUGAACUGUUAAUUACAUACUGUAUUGUCACCUGAGUUUUAAAUUUUAUAAUGAUAAGAACUAAUUAAUUAAAGUUGGAGGUUAUUACAAUUUGAACUCUUGUAACAAAACAAAAAAGGGGCACCUGGUUAGAGUUUAUUUUAAAGAAGUGGUCCUGAACCUUUGGGUCCCCAGAUGUUUUGACCUUCAGCUCCCAUAAAUCCUAACAGCUGGUAAACUGGCUGGGAUUUCUGGAAGUUGUAGAAACCCACAGGGGACCCACAGGUUGAGAACCACUGUCUUAAAGUAAAAUGCUAAACAUCAAUUGAAUUUUUUUAAAUGAACUUAAUUUUGGAAUUAAGGAAUACAAAACUUAUAAUUUAUAAAACUUAUAAAUUGCCAGCCAACAUAUUUUACUGUUCCCAGCUGGUUUGAAUCCACUACAUUCUGUUUAAUUUUACUUGUACUGCAAAAUGUCAGGGAAAAAAGAUCAAGCACCACAAACUUGGAUUAUUUAAUGAUAGAAUAAAUGAAUAUGCAUUUGUUUCCGUAGUGUGUGAAGUGAUAUGAUACAGCAAAAGGCUUUGAGCAUAUGCAGAAUAUAAGGAUACAUCUACAUGUACAACAAAUUGUACAACAAAAUCCGAAACUGAUCCUGGAAUAUUUCUGCACUGGCCCAGCCCUAGAUUCUGCAGAGCGGUUCAGUGGUGCAGUGGUGGGAAUGGAGUCCAGAUCAUUCAGCUGCAGGGAUGGCAUGGUUCAAUCUAUCCCCUUUCCCCAUGCCUCAGAGCAAGAAGGACAGUGGCAAUUGGCCAUGAAGACAGUGGAGUGGUUCAGAUUGGAGCUGGUCCAGCUAUCCACACUCCGUCCCCAGUGCAGGGCCACUCUGGAAUUUCAUUGAAGCAUUCCCCAAUUUCUCCUAAUGCAAGGUAAAAAUGGGUUACCUGAUUUUACCCUGAAAUACAGUUUGUGGAUAUCAUCUGGAUAUCCAAAAGCCACUUCUGGUCCAAUGCAGGGUAUAGAGUAUGUACAGAGAAGCCCUAAAUCUCACGUGAAGGAGAAGCGGAAAGCAGCAAAGUACUGUGCAUGUUCUGAGUAAAUGUAUCCAUUUAACUCAUUUCCAAAUGAAGAAACAUAACCUCAUCUCCAUAGAUUAUUCAGGAUGGUGUAGAUAACAAUCAGUGAUUCGGGACAAUCUAGACUGUAUAAUUUCAGAAACUAUUGGCUGAUCUGAAACUUAGAUGGCUUGUUUUUUGACUGACAGUUUGAUUUGACUUGAAUUACACUAACCCCUGACUUUUUGUACAUACUGUACAUGUUCCCAUUGUAGUAGUACACAGGAACAAUAUUUAUGGCAGUUUAUGUAAUGAUUGUAGUAGUAAAUCAACAGUGUUUAUGGUAGAACUUGUAAUGAGGAAGCAGGUCAUGUAAUGUUUUACAGGAUAAGCCUUCUAUUUAAAUAUUUGACUGUAAUCAAGAGAAUUGCAUUCUGUAAGAAUGUAUUGUUUUUAAUAGCUGACUUCAUGGAAGGCUUGAAAGUUAAAAUGAAAUGGCCCAUGCAGAAGAUUCUUUUCCUGACAGAGCAAAAUUCAUGAGGUAAGUGCUACAUAAACAGAAAUGUUUAUGUUACCUAGGGGCCCCUGGUGGCACAGUGUGUUAAAGCGCUGAGCUGCUGAACUUGCGGACCAAAAGGUCCCAGGUUCAAAUCCCAGGAGCUGAAUGAGCGCCCGCUGUUAGCCCCAGCUCUUGCCAAGCUAGCAGUUCAAAAACAUGCAAAUGUGAGUAGAUCAAUAGGUACCGCUCCGGCGGGAAGGUAACAGCGCUCCAUGCAAUCAUGCUGGCCACAUGACCUUGGAGGUGUCUAUGGACAACGCCGGCUCUUUGGUUUAGAAAUGGAGAUAAGCACCAACCCCCAGAAUCGGUCACGACUGGACUUAACGUCAGGGGAAACCUUUACCUUUACCUUUUUUUUAUGUUACUUUGCUGAGGACACAAAGAAGCAAAAAUAUUGAGUUUUGUGGCAAUGACUCUAAGAAGACUCCCACUACAUCAGAUGUGUGACUGUCACAUCCUUUGAAGCAGUAUUUUAUCUUUCUGGUUUAAGAGAGAGUGUACUGAGCUCUUUUACAGAAAAGCAGGAUAAGAAUGUAACACAUAGAACGAGACUUCCCUUUCUGCAGUAAGGAUGCAUUGUUAAUCUGUGAAGUUUUGCCGUUUUUCACUUGUAAAGAAACAUACAAGCAGUCAAUUUGUGCUUUCCUUCUAUGGUGCAAUAAAAUUUCUUAAUUAACCAAA